AUGGCAUAUGGUCAACCGUGGGGCGCGUCCGCCUACAUGCCGACGAUGAACACAGGCAUGCCACACCUUCAAGGACCUCCCGUCCAUGCGCAAGCGCAACCGCAACCGCAGCAACAGGCGCAAUCCAGACCGAAUGGCUCUUCUGGACAAAGACCUGGGACCUAUACGCUAUCCAUCAUGCAGCAACCAGAAAGCGCAAAGGCGGCAAAUGGCAAAGACAAAGGCAAGUAUUCGUAUCCUCCCGGCGGCAUUCUGAUCAGAUGGACUAACGCGCAUUUGCGACCAUCAGACCGCAAGCCCGUCGAUCCACCACCGAUCCUGAAACUCGAGGUGCCAGCCAACGAGGACCCCGAUGGAGUGUACCGCCAAAGCCCAUAUCUCAUGGCAGUUGCGUUCCUCGAGUAUGCACCGAGCGCGGACCGUGGUGAUGCGCUGCCAUCAGCUAACAUGAUGUCGGGGCAAAUGGUUUCCUCGCUGCACCGGCUCAAGGAUCCAAGCAACCAGGAAGGAGCAUUUUUCAUCUUUGGGGACCUGACGAUACGAAGCGAGGGACACUAUGUCAUCCGAUUUGAAUUGCUUCAGUUUGAAGUUGGCGGCGACGAGCUUGGCUUCGUGGAUCAUAUCACAUCAAUCACCAGCCGGCCUUUCCAAGUACACGCUGGCAAAGCAUUCCCAGGCAUGCAGGAGUCCACAUUCCUGACGCGGUCUUUCAGCGAUCAGGGGGUCCGACUACGACUACGAAAGGACUCUAGACAGAUCGUCAACCGCAAGCGGAACCAGAACGUGUCCCACCGUCUAAAACUGAAGGGCGAAGAGACGGAGGUGAAGCGGAAGGGAUCGCAAGGCAUGCUACUUGGCCAGCAACUGAGCAACAGGCAAGGCGGAGCGCAGAAUGGCCAAGUGCCACAGAUGACGGACGAGAGCUACGAGAACGAGCAGUACGACGGACCGGCCUACAAGAGAUCACGCACCACAUCCGGAUCAGCAAAUGCUGUGACGCCGACCGUGUCAGAGGGCAGCACGGAAUCACGGCCUUGGGCCCAUUUUCCCUCCUCGGCGGGGCAGCAAUACGGCAGCCAUGGUCCAUUGCUUCCCAUGUCCGGGGGCCCGUCCUCCUCAGCCUCGAUGAGCGCGCCGGUCAUGCCGCCCCCGACGGGCCGACUCGACACCCAGUUCUCCUCGCUUCACCAGGGGCAAGGGGCGUAUCAUUCUCCGGCCGGGGAACGACAGUCGCCUAUGACCCAAUCGCCUAUGCACCAAUCACCCAUGCACCACUCGCCCAUCCAGUUUGGCAACGCCAGCGUACAUUCCACCUCCCCCCAUCCGUACGUAUUUGGGAGCAGCUCGAACAACGCCAAUGCUCAUGCAUUGGGUGCUCCCUCGAUGGGACAACACCAGCACAGCUCGAUGAACGCGGCUACCUUGCACAACGUCUCCCCACGAACCCAUACCCAGAUCAACGGCACCACACCGACAGGCACAGCGUCGCCUGUAGGAACCAACAUGUACACCACAGCACCACCGACAUCGGACACCCCGCAGCCUCGCCAUAACCACCACAACCAGUACUCCCAUGCGGCCGCAUACCAGAAUGUGCAGCAGUCGUAUGACCAGAGCACCCUGCAUGAACAUGGCUUGCAUACACCCUUGACCGCGAGCAUGCCCUCUGACAGCAUGAGUGGACCAUACGACGUCUACGGUGCAAUGGUAUCAAAGUCGGACUAG
Anthostomella pinea is the source of this 1725-nucleotide messenger RNA. The record is from the annotation of a GenBank genome assembly. NCBI's taxonomy places the organism in Eukaryota, Fungi, Ascomycota, Sordariomycetes, Xylariales, Xylariaceae.